Messenger RNA from Phoenix dactylifera (date palm), 1789 nucleotides. RefSeq names its product acid phosphatase 1-like. NCBI's taxonomy places the organism in Eukaryota, Viridiplantae, Streptophyta, Magnoliopsida, Arecales, Arecaceae. Gene Ontology annotation, molecular function: acid phosphatase activity. The record is from RefSeq and is a predicted model, not a curated record.
UUCAAAGUACAUACUUGGAUUAUGAGGUGCUGAGACAAAGGAUAAAUUUCUUAUCAUAUCAUCAAUCGGUUGAACUCACGUGGUAUAUUUCGUUUUUAUAUUAUCUUUAUAAAGAAUAAAAUAUAACAUAAACUGAUGAUUCACGUGCAAAGCACGUGAUCUUUAACGCACAUGGAUCUUCCUCCAGCUCCGUCGCCUCCCUCGCACGCCACUCCAUCUGCCGCCCGGACGCGGGUUGUAUCUUUCACGCGAAAGAAGGAUUUAUAUUCCUUCGAGCGAAUCCACCGUUGGAUCAUCCACAGGUCACUUUGAGAGAUGUGCAGCGGACGAGUGACGGAUUUGCGAAGUGCUUUGAGAGCUGUUCGGUGGAUGAUCCAACGGUCGAUUUACGCGAAGGAAGGGGAAUCCUUCUUUCGUGCGGAAGAUAUAACCCGUGUCCCUCCCACCCCCUGCUCUCCGGCACCGUCGUCCAGUUCCAGCCCCCUCACGAAAGCCAAAAACUAAAGGAAGCAAAAACACCUUUCUCCGGCGAUUCCUCCCCCCACCGGCACCGUCGUCCGGUUCCAUCCCCCUCACGAAACCUAAAAACUAAAGGAAGCAAAACCCCCCUUCUCCGGCGAUUCCUCCCCCCACCCCCUACUCCUCCUUCCCAAUAAAAAAACGGUUCUCUCCCUUCAAAACCCCUUCAAAUCCCUCAUCAUUCAGCCAUGAAAUCAUCCUAUCUUCUCCUCUUGGCCUUCUCCACCAUCGCCACUGCCUACCAAACCCUCGAUCCUCUUGUCCUCCCCAGGCCGCUGAUCCUCGAAUACCCCCCGGGCGACGACCAAAUCUUUCACUCCGAUGUCGGCAAAGAGGAAGUCCAGCUGCGGUGCGCCAGCUGGCGGUUCGCCGGCGAGGCCAACAACCUCGCCCCGUGGAAGACGGUUCCCGCGGACUGCGGCGCCUAUGUGAAGGACUACAUGACCGGCAAGGCCUACCGCUUCGACCUGGAGAUGGUCGCCGACGAGGCGGCCGCCUAUGCUCGGUCCGUCUCGUUGGCCGGUGACUGCAUGGACGCUUGGGUGUUCGAUGUCGAUGAGACCCUCCUCUCCAAUCUGCCUUACUACGCCGACCAUGGAUACGGUCUGGAGGUAUUUAGUAGUCAUGAGUUUGACAAAUGGGUGGACAAAGCAAUGGCUCCUGCUAUUCAAUCCAGCUUGAAGCUAUAUGAAGAGAUUCUAAGGUUGGGUUUUAAGAUUUUCUUGUUGACAGGUCGAACUGAAGGACAAAAGAUUGUUACUAUGGAGAAUUUGAAGAAAGUCGGAUUUCGGGAUUGGAAGCAGCUUAUAUUAAGGGGUGUGAAUGACCAUGGAAGAACUGCAACAAUGUACAAAUCAGAGAAAAGGUCUGAAAUAGUAGCCAAUGGAUACCGGAUACUUGGAAAUUCCGGCGAUCAAUGGAGCGACUUGUUGGGUUCCUCUAUGGGCAACCGCUCAUUUAAGCUCCCAAACCCUAUGUACUAUAUUCCCUGACGGCGCAGCGGCCGAGGUGUUCUGGUUCAUAUUGGGAGAUUGUUUUCUGACAGGAUCAUUGUCAGAAAAUUGUAAUUACCCAAAUGCUUCCAAGCGUAAGAUACCUUCGUUUAUACACUUCAUUUAGUUAAAUGUCAAUAUCUCUCCUGCUGUACUAGUACAAAUAAAAUACCACAUGGCAGAUCAGAGACUGGAACCUCAUAUGCAUAUGCCUCACAUAUGAAUGAGUGGUGUGAGAAAUGAGUCACUCUGAUUAUUCAUGCAGCUUUGAUUUUCUG